Messenger RNA from Fusarium keratoplasticum, 1473 nucleotides. RefSeq names its product MFS domain-containing protein. Gene Ontology annotation, molecular function: transmembrane transporter activity. The transcript is spliced from 5 exons. The coding region runs from base 1 to 1473 and encodes 490 amino acids. NCBI's taxonomy places the organism in Eukaryota, Fungi, Ascomycota, Sordariomycetes, Hypocreales, Nectriaceae. The record is from RefSeq and is a predicted model, not a curated record. Gene Ontology annotation, biological process: transmembrane transport. Gene Ontology annotation, cellular component: membrane.
AUGGCCAACAAGUCCGAGUUUGCGCCUGGCGAGGAAACCACGCCGCAGACCUUGGGCGAUGAUGAGGCUCAAGUUCAGACUCACACGGCCGAGGAUGAGAAGAGGCUCGUGAUGAAGCUGGACUUUUACAUCAUCCCCCUCGUCAUGGUUCUUUACCUCUUUAGUUUCCUCGACAGAGUCAACAUUGGUAAUGCGAGGUUGUACGGUCUCGAAGAGGACCUGAACCUCUCUUCGGAGCAGUUUCAGGUUGCCGUGUCCAUCCUGUUUGUCACGUAUCUGCUCUUCGAGGUUCCUUCCAACCUUGUCUUGAAGCUUUUUACUCCUCGGCGUUGGAUCGCUUUCAUCGCUGCCGCGUGGGGUCUCAUCGCCACUCUCAUGGGUCUGGUUAACUCAUAUGGCGCUCUCAUUGCUUGCCGUCUUUUGCUCGGAGCUGUCGAGGCCGGCCUGUUCCCUGGCUUGACUGUUUACCUGACCUUCUUUUACACCAAGCAAGAACUCGCCCUGCGUGUGGGAUACCUCUUCGUCAGUGCCGCCGUCGCAGGUGCCCUCGGUGGUCUGCUGGCGUAUGGCAUCGGCCACAUGGACGGUCUGCACGGCAUGAGCGGAUGGCGCUGGAUCAUGAUCAUUGAGGGCAUCCCGAGUUUCCUGGUCGGCAUCGUGACGUACUUUGCGUUGCCCAACGAUGCUGAGACGGCCUACUUCCUCGACGACAAGGAGAGGAAGCUGAUGCGAGUGAGGCAUGCGCGUGAGUACGGAAACACAGAGUCCAGCCGCGAGUUUAGCAAGGCGGAUAUGCUCUGCGCUUUCAAGGACUGGAAGGUGUGGGCGUUUUGUGUUGCGCAGUUUGGUGUUGACACCAUGCUGUACGGCUUCUCGACUUUCCUCCCCACCAUCAUCAAGGAUCUUGGUGACUGGACGGUUGCAGAGACUCAGCUCCUCACGGUGCCGUGCUACUUCCUCGGCGCGGCUGCAUAUAUGACGACGGCCUAUCUCUCGGACCGUAUGCAGCGCCGUGGACUGUUCUGCGUCAUCUUCGGCCUCAUCAGCGUUGUUGGAUACGCAGUGUUGUUGGCAGACGUGGCCUCGGGUGUUCACUACUUUGGAUGCUUCCUCGUUGCGGGUGGACUGUAUGUUGUUGUUGGUCUGCCACUGGCUUGGUUGCCGACAAACUCGCCACGGUAUGGAAAGCGUACGACUGGUACGGGUAUGCAGUUGACCUGGGGCAAUGCGGCGGGCAUCAUGUCUGCUUUUAUCUACCCUGCCAAGGACAAGCCCCGUUACACUCGCGGUCACGCCGUGACGCUCAGCAUGGUGGCUCUCGGAACCAUCAUCUACGGAUUCCUCUGGUGGUGGUACAAGCGGGUGAACGAGCAGCGACAGGCUGGUGUAAUGAAGGAGAAGCAUCAAAACAUGCGUGAAGAUGAGCUGGCAGAGCUUGGAGACGAGAGUCCGCGCUACAGGUAUACCAUUUGA